Messenger RNA from Elaeis guineensis (African oil palm), 560 nucleotides. RefSeq lists its product as uncharacterized. The record is from RefSeq and is a predicted model, not a curated record. Gene Ontology annotation, biological process: microtubule-based process. Lineage: Eukaryota; Viridiplantae; Streptophyta; Magnoliopsida; Arecales; Arecaceae. Gene Ontology annotation, cellular component: cytoplasmic dynein complex. Gene Ontology annotation, molecular function: dynein intermediate chain binding.
GAUACCAGGGAGGGAUUGAAGGGGGAGAGAUGGCGGAGAAGAGCAAGAAGGAUGGCGCCAAAUCGGCGGCCUCAGUGGCGUACCUGAGGGCCUCCUCCGAUGACCGGAAGCCGUCGGCGCCGCCGGCGGGGACAGGGCCCGCGGCCGCCGCGGCCAGGAAGAUCACCUUCAAGAGCGCCAAUAUGAAGGAGGAGAUGCAGCAAGAGGUUUUCGAGUGUCCCCGCAUUGCGUUCGAGAAGUAUACAGUGGAGAAGGGCAUCGCUGAGUACAUCAAGGAGUUCGACAAGAAGCACGGCCAUUGGCACUGCAUUGCCGGCCGCAACUUCGGUUCAUACGUGACGCAUGAGACCAACCACUUCAUCUAUUUCUAUGUAGACUCGAAAGCCAUUCUGUUAUUCAAAUCUGGUUGACAAUGGAAAUGAUGCUUUUGCCGGCUCCCGUAUCCUAUUUUUUGACAGUCUUUUGGCCUGCAAAUUAUCACCAUGGCUUUCCUACACUUGCCUGUAUAUCUUAUUCCAUCUGUGCAAUGAGCAUUGCGCUGAAACAUAGAAUCUGAGCUC